Daucus carota subsp. sativus is the source of this 1365-nucleotide messenger RNA. Its product is annotated as GATA transcription factor 5. Gene Ontology annotation, biological process: cell differentiation; positive regulation of DNA-templated transcription. Gene Ontology annotation, molecular function: zinc ion binding; sequence-specific DNA binding. The transcript has 3 exons. The record is from RefSeq and is a predicted model, not a curated record. Lineage: Eukaryota; Viridiplantae; Streptophyta; Magnoliopsida; Apiales; Apiaceae. Bases 219 to 1145 code for a protein of 308 amino acids. Gene Ontology annotation, cellular component: nucleus.
GGGAAAAACGCAUCAAAUCAAUCCACCAGUUUCUCCCACGAAGCAGGCCUAAAUUGAGUGCUUUAAUACAAAAAAACACACUUGCUGUCCCUUUUCUUUUAUUAUUAUUACUAUUCUUCAUCCCUUCUUUACCUUCCAUCCAUCCCAUUACCCCCACUCUCUGCAACAUCUUUCUCUCUCCUCAAUCCUCUUCUUUCCGUCUACAACAGGCUAAACAAAUGGAGUACUGCAUGGAAGCUAGGGCUCUGAAGUCGAGUUUGUUGUCCCAGGUGGCCAUGAAAUCAAGCACUCAACAAGUUUUUAUUGCUGAUGAUGACGUUUGGUGUGUCACGGGACUUAACAACGUUACUUGUGACGAUUUCUCUGUUGAUGAUCUUCUUGAUUUCUCCGACAAGGAUUUCAAGGAAACUUUUGAGGAGAAACACUCGUCUGUUUCUGUUGAUGAUGAUAAUAAUUCUUCUAACUCGGCCAAUUCUCCGACUUCCGCUGACUUUGCCGGCCAACUCACUGUUCCGGUUGAUGAAAAGGAGAAUCUGGAGUGGUUAUCUCAAUUUGUCGAUGAUUCUGUUUCCGGGGUGUCUCUGUUGUGCUCCGCCGGCGGCCACCGGUCUGAACAGGACCGGAAGAGAUUCACGGUUCUGGACUUGCCGAACCCGGUUCAUAAAAAACCGAGGACUAAACGGUUCAGGACAAUUGGCAAAGCAUGGUCCCAUGGACUACUUUUCCUCACCAUGUCGUUUUCAACUUCCAUGUGUUCUUAUCAGGAUUCAACACCUUCGUAUCCGGUCCAAGUCAUGGACUCAUUCGGUUCUGUUCAAAAACCGCCGGCCAAGAAACCAAGAAAAGUCACAGCUGGCGAGAGUAGUUUCAGUGGGCCCCAGACGUUUCGAAGAUGUAGUCAUUGUCUUGUUCAAAAGACCCCACAGUGGAGGACCGGUCCGCUGGGUCCAAAAACACUUUGUAAUGCUUGUGGUGUGCGGUUCAAGUCCGGUCGGCUCUUCCCGGAGUACAGACCCGCCUGUAGUCCCACUUUCUCCGGCGAUGUUCACUCCAACAGUCACCGGAAGGUGUUGGAAAUGCGCCGGAAAAAGGAGACGGUGGAAAAAGUGGAGACCCGGUUCAUGCCCAUGGUUCGUAGUUUUUAAGUAGUUAGUUAGAGUUAGAUGGCAGACCGGUUUAGUGCUUGAUCCUUCCAGGUUUAAUGUGUACAAUUUUGGUGUUUCUGUUGGCAGGUUUCAAAGUCUUGGCUAUGUAACUUAGGUCAGGGAGGUUAAUCUAGGAUUAAGUUUGCAUUAAUCUCUAGGGUUUCUAAAUAUUUAUAUUUAAAAAUAUUUAUAUUUAAAUGAAGGUAGUUUUAUAUAUAAA